AUGAAUAGAAAUUUUAUCAACUUAAGAGUGUAAAAUAAAAUUGAAUUUGAUGCAAUCAUCACAUAAUUGGAUAAUGGAUCUCCUUUAUCAUAUAAUUAGGUUAAGAAAUUUUCAGGAAUAAAGAAUCUUGAUCUUUUUGAAAAAGAUGAUAAAUAUGAAACUCCUAAAUAAUCAUCUAAUUCCCUAAUAGAUGAGGAUUCUAAUAUCAAAGGGAAGAUUAAGGAAUGUUGA
This is a messenger RNA of Paramecium pentaurelia, 231 nucleotides long. NCBI's taxonomy places the organism in Eukaryota, Ciliophora, Oligohymenophorea, Peniculida, Parameciidae. The record is from the annotation of a GenBank genome assembly.